Molecule: messenger RNA, 1707 nt
Organism: Colletotrichum higginsianum IMI 349063
Lineage: Eukaryota; Fungi; Ascomycota; Sordariomycetes; Glomerellales; Glomerellaceae
Product: Cystathionine gamma-synthase
Exons: 3
Coding region: 1-1707 (568 amino acids)
Biological process (GO): transsulfuration
Molecular function (GO): pyridoxal phosphate binding; cystathionine gamma-synthase activity
Source: RefSeq, a predicted model, not a curated record
AUGCCAGUUCUGAGGCCGACCACUGAAUGGGGUCACUGCAUGCCCCCCGAGUCGGACUACGGCAUCACAACCUACGCGCCAGGCUGGGAUUCGGCAAUCAAGAUCCGUGAUGGCGACCCGGCCACCAUGGCCCGCAUUGUGCACCUCUACCCCCGAUUUGGUCCCUUCGGGCCCGUUGCCAGAGCUCUCAAGGCCAUCUGUGCCAAGAUCCAAACGCCCGAGGGCCACGGCGCGCUCUACUUCACCUCUCCCGUGUCAUUCGCCGCGGUGCGCGCCCACGCCCUCCACCCUUACCGCAAGCAGCACGUCCUAGUCGAAAGAGAUCUGGGCUACCGGUGCGUCGAUGUGGGCGAUGUGCGGCUGUACCUCGUCACGUAUCCCAUGCCCAAGACACCCGGGGUCAUCGGCGCCUGGCAGAACCCCGGGUUCGGGGUUUCCAUCCGCCUGGCGGAGAAGCUGCUGCGAGACCUUGACUCGCUGAAGGAAGUUGGCCUCGAGGCGGACUUGCCGCCCCCGUCGACGGAAUUUCUGCCCGAGGGCGAGGCGCAUGGGAAGCUGAGGGGGCGCAUCGCGGGACUCCUGCGCAGGGCCGCGAUCGACCCGGAGAACGCCAGGGCCGAGAGCAAAGACGUGUUUCUGUACCCCACGGGGAUGGCCGCCAUCGCCGCGGCGAACAGGACGAUCCAGGACUACCGGCCCGGCAGCGUCGUGGUUCUCGGCUGCGCGUUCCGUAGCACCUUGCAGCACCUCGAGGAGUCCUCGCCGCGUGGAUACAAGCACUUCGGGCCGGUCGACGCAAAGGGCCUGGGUGUGUUUGAGAGCUGGCUCGACGAGGAGUUUGUCGCAGGGAAGGGCGUGAGCUAUGUCUUUGCCGAGUUCCCCAACAACCCCUUGCUGGCAAGCAUCGACAUCGGACGCCUGGGGAAACUUGCGGAGAAGCACGGGUUCAUGAUCGUUCUCGACGACACGGUCGGCUCCUUUGCCAACAUCGACGUCCUCUCGGAGGCGGACAUCCUCGUCUCUUCCCUCACGAAGUCGUUUUCGGGCUACGCAAACGUCAUGGGGGGCAGUACCGUCCUGAACCCCCUUUCGCCACACUACCCGGCUCUCUCGCCCCUCUGGUACGAAACGUACCACAACGAACUCUACAUCGGCGACGCGGAGGUCUUGCUUUCCAACUCGGACGACUACCUCCCGCGCACCGCGAUCCUGAACCGUAACGCCGCCGCCAUGGCCAAGCAUCUCCACGCCCACGCCAAGGAUCCUUCGACCCCCGUCGCCAGGGUUCUCUAUCCGUCCCUCCUCCCGGACUAUGAGGUCUAUAGGGCUCGCCUGCGCAAGCCAACCCCUGAACUCCCGGAGCCUGCCGCGGGGUGCCUCAUGAGCGUCGAGUUCGACUCCGUUGCCGCGGCGCGCGCGUUCUAUGACCGAUUGGCGUUCUAUCCAGGCCCCCAUCUCGGCGCCCACCGCACGCUCAGCUUCGCGUACAACCUGCUCGCCUUCAGCAAACACCCUGACGAGGCGGCGUACCAUCGGUCGUACGGCAUCCUGGAGGAGAUGGUGCGCAUCUCGGCGGGCCUGGAGGACGUACAAGACUUGCUGGACACGUUGGACGACGCACUGGUUGCUGCUCGGGAGGCCAAGGAUAAGUUGGCGGAGGGGCCGAGGACGUUGGAGGCUGCUGCCGGGUUGGGGUUUGCCGCUUGA